CAAUGAGCGCAGGGGGGCGGGGUUAGUUGAAGUAUCUGUGAGGAGCUGUCGAGCUUUUUCGUCAGGGGAAAAGGCAAAGGUGGAGCAGGGCGGCAAACGUCGACCAUUCCAGAGAACAGUGCGCUGCAGCGAGUGUUGCUAUGGACAAGACGACCGUCACGGACAGCACGACUCAAUGCGUCCAGAAUCUAACGGAGACGGAUGCUUUCAGGAGCGAGAAGCUUUUGGACCCCACCGAGGAGUACAGGAUGAACUACAAACGACGAGGCCAGGCGCUCAUUUUUAACCAGGAACGCUUCUUCUGGCGCCUUGGCAUGAACGACCGGCUUGGCACCAACUCUGACCGCUACAACCUGGAGAUCCGGCUGAAGGCGCUCAACUUCGAGGUGAAAGUUUACGACAAUUACAAAAAUGAGGAAGUCCUUGAGAUCAUCCAUAAAGCUGCCGAGGAAAACCACUCGGAUGCCGAUUGCUUCGUGCUCAUUUUCUUGAGCCACGGCGAGGACGAGCAUGUGUACACCUACGACGGAAAAAUCAGCAUCCAGCACAUUACGUCGCUCUUCAAAGGAGACAAGUGCCAAAGCCUAGUCGGGAAACCCAAGAUUUUUGUUUGGCAGGCAUGUCGUGGAGACAAGCACGACGAACCUGUGUUGGCCUGUGACGCUGUGGACAGCCACUUCCAGACCAACGAGGUGGUGGUCGACGCCAGCGCUGUUCACACGCUUCCGGCCGGAGCUGACUUCAUCAUGUGCUACUCGGUAGCAGAAGGGUACUACUCACAUCGGGAUACAGCGAACGGCUCGUGGUACAUUCAAGACCUGUGCGAACUGCUGAGGAAGUACGGAGACUCUCUGGAAUUCACCGAACUCCUGACGCUGGUCAACCGCAUCGUGUCCGAGAGGAGCGUCUUGGUUAGCAAGGACCGGGGGUCCAUCGGCAAGAAGCAGGUGCCGUGUUUUGCCUCCAUGCUCACCAAGAAGCUCUACUUCCGCCCUAAAAAGUAAACCUUCCGCCGUUUCUUGCGUCCAUCCUAAAUGACUUGACAAAUAAUAUCAGGAACUAUUCCAUAAUUCUCAGAGAUGUGCUUGUUUGUUUGAUGCUUCUUGGGUGAAUGUAAACAAACCAAAAGAGUAGUGACCAGAACGAAGAGGUGAGAGCAUAUAUCUCCAAUUCUAAAGUCCUUACGUUAGCUUGCGGUCAGUUUUGAAAUAGAUUUGAAAGUUCUGCUACUGGUCUCUAAAUCACUAAAUGGUUUACGAGCUAAAUACAUGAAAGAAAUGCUCACGGAAUAUAAACCCAGUAGAGCUCUGACAGCGACAGACUCAGGUCAAAUAAUGGAGCGCAGAGUCCAAGGUAAACGUGGUGAAGCAGCAUUUAUGCUAUUAUGCUGCAAAAAAAAAUUAAUAAGUUGCCAACAGAGGUGAUAUCAGCCCCUAGUGUGAAUGUUUUUAAAUCCAAGCUGAAAAUGUUUUUUUCCCUCAUGCUUUUUAGUGUAUUUUCACUUUUUAAUGAUAUUUCUUGCACUGGACGCUGUUUUUAAUGGUACUUUUUUCACAUUUUAAAUAUAUUUGUUGUUGCCAUUUUUAUCUUUUAAAAAAAAAAAAAAUUCCCGUUUUAAUUGUUUUAUUUCUUUGUACUCAGAUGCUUUUAAUCAUGUAAAGCACAUUAUGUACGAAAUGCGCUAAAUAAAUACAUUGGCUUGCUUGCUUUAACACACAA
This is a messenger RNA of Syngnathoides biaculeatus (alligator pipefish), 1719 nucleotides long. Its product is annotated as caspase-6-like. Bases 141 to 1004 code for a protein of 287 amino acids. Gene Ontology annotation, cellular component: cytoplasm. The transcript is spliced from 8 exons. Gene Ontology annotation, biological process: proteolysis; apoptotic process. Lineage: Eukaryota; Metazoa; Chordata; Actinopteri; Syngnathiformes; Syngnathidae. The record is from RefSeq and is a predicted model, not a curated record.